Babjeviella inositovora NRRL Y-12698 is the source of this 735-nucleotide messenger RNA. Its product is annotated as mitochondrial 37S ribosomal protein mS42. Lineage: Eukaryota; Fungi; Ascomycota; Pichiomycetes; Serinales. Bases 1 to 735 code for a protein of 244 amino acids. The record is from RefSeq and is a predicted model, not a curated record. The transcript has a single exon. Gene Ontology annotation, biological process: superoxide metabolic process. Gene Ontology annotation, molecular function: superoxide dismutase activity; metal ion binding.
AUGCUCAGGUCCGUGCAUGUGGUUCCUACGCUCAAAAACCAGCAGGCGCUAAUGGACAAUGGCCUCACGGGCUUGUACUCACCGACGGGCUUUAAGGUCGCGUGGACGGACUACCAGCAAUUUUUGACCUUGAACCUCACUAUGGCAACGGUUGGAACUGAAUACGAGCUCAAGAAGCCGUUUGACAUUGUGGUGAUGUCCAGCAUGAAAGCCCACGAGAGCACCGCCUUCCACUACGCGUCCCAAGCCCACAACAACCAUUUGUUUUUCGAACAGUUGUGUGAUUCCGCGUCUAACAGGUCCGCGCCGUCGCGUACGUUGCUUGCUAAGCUCGAAAGCUCCUUCGGCUCACUUGACGCCUUCAGAAACGAGUUUUUGUUGGCCGCAGACACCUUGAUGGGCCAGGGCUGGGUCUUCCUUGUAGAAGACAAGUCCAAGCGGGUGAGAAUCAUGACCUGUAACAACGACGGAACCCCAUACGCUGACGGCAGACACCACGAACACGACUUGAACGGGCCGAUCGAUGAGGCCGCCUACGAGUUUGUGACAAACACCAAGCAGGGCUUGCAGGCCGGUGAUAGGCAGUUCAAUUUGCCGCUUGUGUGUGUGAACGUCUGGGACCAUGCGUACAUCCAAGACUUUGGCGUCAACGGUAAGGCUGACUAUUUGGAGGCGUUCUGGAAGGCACUCAACUGGGACGUGGUGAACGCUAGGUUGUACUCCUUUGAAAAAUAG